AUGAAACAAUUCAUUGCAGUCUCCAUCGCCCAGUUGUGCUUAGCUUCGGGCAUCUUUGCCAGGACCUUCACCAUCAGAAACAACUGCCCCUUCACGAUCUGGCCAGCGCAUUUCACGAACCCCGAUUCGCCGACCAAGCUCACGAGCCAAGCAGCCGGCUGGGAGGCCCCCAAGCGCAGCCAGAAGAGCUUCCAGGUCCCUGAUCGCUGGGCGGGAAGAUUCUGGGGCAGAAGAAACUGCGACUUCUCUAAACAAGGCCCUGCUUCGUGUGCCACCGGAGGCUGCAACGGAGGCUUGGUAUGUGACGCGCGCACUGGAUCCGGAGUUCCUCCUGCGACUCUGGCCGAAUUCAAGUUGAACGGCGAUGGCGGGAAAGACUACUACGAUGUCUCGAACGUGGACGGCAGCAACUUGCCCGUGUUGAUCAGCAACAACAAGGGGUGCCCCACCCCGUCCUGCAAGCAAGACUUGAACCCGGGCUGUCCCGAAGACAAGAUGAAAGUCAAGGACGGAAGGGGCACAGUCAUCGGCUGUCUCUCUGCCUGCCAGGCUAACUUGGACGGGAACCACGGCAAUUCGGCCAAUUGCUGCACCGGCAGCCACGGCAAACCGGAGACCUGCCCCAAGAACGGAGUCAAGCACUACAACUACUUCAAAGGCAAAUGUCCGGAUGCUUAUGCGUAUGCCUAUGAUGAAAGCAGCCAAAGCGCGCUCUGGACUUGCAACAAGGGCGCAGACUAUACCGUCACUUUCUGUCCUUGA
Puccinia triticina is the source of this 762-nucleotide messenger RNA. RefSeq lists its product as uncharacterized. The transcript is spliced from 9 exons. The record is from RefSeq and is a predicted model, not a curated record. Gene Ontology annotation, cellular component: extracellular region. Gene Ontology annotation, biological process: defense response. The coding region runs from base 1 to 762 and encodes 253 amino acids. NCBI's taxonomy places the organism in Eukaryota, Fungi, Basidiomycota, Pucciniomycetes, Pucciniales, Pucciniaceae.